Messenger RNA from Zophobas morio, 936 nucleotides. RefSeq lists its product as uncharacterized. Gene Ontology annotation, molecular function: protein binding. The coding region runs from base 1 to 936 and encodes 311 amino acids. The record is from RefSeq and is a predicted model, not a curated record. NCBI's taxonomy places the organism in Eukaryota, Metazoa, Arthropoda, Insecta, Coleoptera, Tenebrionidae. The transcript is spliced from 10 exons.
AUGUUAUUGACACCUUAUAUGCUUAACAAAAAAUUAUUUAAUAACCAAACUGCGAACGGAAAAUGUUAUAACUCUAAUAGUCCUUAUCAUAGACGAAGGAAUUUAAAAAAACCCGAUUUUUCUUUAGAUGGAGAAAAUAUAAAGGGCUAUUCGUUAGGAAAAGAUGGUUUAUCUCUUGAUUCCGAGUUGGAUAUCAAAAAUUUAAAAGUUGAGCGCCUACCUUUUUGGUUACAAAGAAGAAAGCGUAACACAAGAUAUAUUAUUUCUGAAAAAUUAACUCUUUUGCUUGAGCAAAAAAAGCUGCAAGAGGCUGAAAUUUAUCUGGAAACUUCCCUAAAGCAGACCAGGACCCCUCCAGACACCGCUUUGUAUAACAUUUUAUUGGCUGGUUAUUGUGCCAAUUAUUGCUGGAACAAGGCUGAGGCUAUUUUUCGGAAGUUAUUAAAAUCAAAUUUGGCCAAUGACGCUACAUUUUUAAUUUUACUGAAUGCAUAUGCCUCCAGCGAGUGCCAUACUUAUGAGGAUGCACUCAAAUUGGUUAAUAAAGCAACUACUUUUCUUUGCUGUGGACUUUCUGUAUAUAAUACUUUAAUAAAAGUUGCUAUCUUUAAAGCUGAUAACCCAUACGAAUCUGUUAAAAAUAUUAUGGAAACCUUGAAACAGAGAAGCGUUAAACCCGAUCACAUAACUUAUUCACAAGUUUUGCGGAUGUUAUUAAAGCAACAGAAAUUUAAUGAAGCUUUUGACCUUUUAAAUAAACUUCGAAAAAUGCGAAGGUCGCGAGGAACUUCUUGCGAUUUUUUAUAUUAUUUUUUAGAACAUUGCAGAAAUGAAACUUCUACUGAAAAUAUAAAAGCCGUUAUCAAUUUGUUUGAAUCAGAUCUUUCGGUUAUAUUUUUUAAACAUUUUUGGUGUAUGAAAAAGUUUUGUACGUAA